UGACUGAAGACCAAGAUUGAAAGACCUUAAAAUAUAAAAAGCCCUUGGCGUUAGAUGUUCGCUUCCGCUCUCUUGUGCGUCUCGUCUCUAUCCAGUGUCUGCUAUUUACUCUAUUCAGUAGUUCUCUAAUUAGGGUUUCAUCGAUUGUUGUUGCAGCCAUGUCUCUAAGACCCAACUCUAGAACGGAAGUUCGUCGCAACCGAUACAAGGUUGCCGUAGAUGCUGAUGAAGGCCGGAGAAGGAGAGAAGACAAUAUGGUCGAGAUCCGAAAGAACAAAAGAGAGGAAAGCUUGCAGAAGAAAAGAAGAGAAGGUAUGCAAGCCCAGCAAUUUCCGACCUCGAUUCCUCCUUCUACUGUCGAGAGAAAGUUAGAGAGUCUCCCCUCUAUGGUAGCUGGUGUAUGGUCAGACGAAAGCAGUUUGCAGCUUGAGGCUACUACACAAUUUCGGAAACUACUUUCGAUAGAGCGCAGUCCUCCCAUAGAGGAAGUUAUCCAAUCCGGUGUUGUUCCUCGUUUUGUUCAGUUUCUCAUGAGGGAAGAUUUUCCACAACUUCAGUUUGAAGCAGCUUGGGCUCUCACGAACAUUGCUUCUGGAACCUCAGAAAACACAAAGGUUGUAAUUGACCAUGAUGCUGUCCCUAUCUUUGUGAAGCUUCUUGGUUCUCCGAGUGAUGAUGUUCGGGAACAGGCUGUGUGGGCUCUUGGAAAUGUUGCUGGUGAUUCUCCUCGGUGCCGAGAUCUUGUUCUCGGUCACGGAGCCUUGAUUCCACUGUUGGCACAGUUGAAUGAGCAUGCAAAACUUUCUAUGCUUAGAAAUGCAACAUGGACCUUAUCGAAUUUUUGCAGGGGCAAACCACAGCCUCCAUUUGAGCAGACGAAGCCUGCCCUUCCAGCACUGGAGCGUCUAAUUCAUUCAAAUGAUGAAGAAGUCUUGACAGAUGCUUGUUGGGCACUGUCAUAUCUAUCUGAUGGCACAAAUGAUAAAAUUCAAGCCGUCAUUGAAGCAGGUGUCUGCCCACGACUUGUAGAGCUAUUGCUUCAUCCAUCUCCUUCGGUGCUUAUUCCUGCACUUCGUACGGUUGGGAAUAUUGUUACUGGAGACGAUAUGCAGACUCAGUAUAUCAUCAAUCAUCAAGCCCUUCCCUGUCUUUUGAAUUUGUUGACUCACAAUCAUAAGAAGAGCAUCAAGAAGGAAUCAUGUUGGACAAUAUCAAAUAUCACUGCUGGAAACAAGGAUCAGAUACAGGCUGUUAUUGAUGCUGAUAUUAUUGGUCCUCUUGUCCAUUUGUUGCAAACUGCUGAGUUUGACAUAAAAAAGGAGGCAGCAUGGGCAAUCUCGAACGCGACUUCUGGUGGCACCCAUGAUCAAAUCAAGUAUCUGGUGACUCAAGGUUGCAUUAGACCUCUAUGUGACCUCCUCAUCUGCCCAGAUCCAAGGAUUGUCACAGUCUGUUUGGAAGGGCUUGAAAACAUUUUGAAGGUUGGGGAAGCUGAGAAGAACUUAGGUAACACUGGGGGAGUGAAUCUCUAUGCGCAAUUGAUUGAUGAGGCUGAGGGAUUGGAGAAGAUAGAAAACCUACAGAGCCAUGAUAACACUGAGAUCUAUGAAAAGGCAGUAAAAAUUCUGGAGACAUAUUGGUUGGAGGAGGAUGAUGAGACGUUGCCUCCAGGUGAUGUUGCCGCACAACCCGGUUUCCGCUUUGGUGGAAAUGAACUUCCAGUUCCUCCUAGUGGUUUCAACUUCAGUUGAAGGGCUAUGGAGUGGUGGUUUCGUGAUGCAAGAAGUUCAAGUCCACGUUGGGGCUGAUGAAGAUUUAUGUUGAUGUUGGGGUUGGGGUUGGGGUUGGGGUCGGGGUCGGGGUCGGGGUAGGGGUCGGGGCGGCUCUUUUAAUUGUCGUUGUCAUGUCUCAGGUCUGGUCAAGAGGUGCCAUUGGGUCAGUUGCUUAUACGAUGGUCGUUUGAAUAAAGGGGCUUACUGUGGGAAUUGCAUGGGUGUUUGGAUUCUAUGAAGCAUGGGAUUCUCCUCCCCAUGAGUGGAGCCCCCAAAAUUCAGUAUAAGGAGUCUUUUAAGUGUCCCGAAAAAGGUUCAGUUCAGUAUAUGAGUCGGUUUCUUUCUUCCCCCUUAUCGUUUGUAGUUUUGGUAGCUGUAGAAGAUAUAGCUGCACUUUUUGCAUCGUUUUGUGUAUUGUUUAUUGUGGGGUGAUUUGGAAGUCCCAACAUAUUCUUGCCUGGUGUAUAGCAAGGAGGAACAGAAGAAGAGCAAACAAGUAGGAGAAGGAGAGGAAGCUUUUUCCUUGCAAGAGUUUUAGUAAAUAUGGUUAUCAAUAUUUCUUUGAUUAUAAUUUGACUCGUCUCAUUUCUUGUCAAUUUUUGCUUUCUUUAAAUAAAUACAUGUAUGAUUGUCAUGUUAGGAAAGAAAUGUUGUCAAAACUCAGAGGAUGAAGUGAGUUUCGAAAAGUAGUCUUUUGGCGGUAUGCUUUUGAGGCCUUGUAUUUCAUUUUCGGUUGGUUAUUGCUUAACUAUUUCGAUCCAUCAAAAUAUGGGUCAUAGCUAA
This is a messenger RNA of Macadamia integrifolia, 2555 nucleotides long. Its product is annotated as importin subunit alpha-2-like. Gene Ontology annotation, biological process: NLS-bearing protein import into nucleus. The record is from RefSeq and is a predicted model, not a curated record. The transcript has 12 exons. Gene Ontology annotation, molecular function: protein binding; nuclear import signal receptor activity. Bases 159 to 1751 code for a protein of 530 amino acids. Gene Ontology annotation, cellular component: nucleus; cytoplasm. Lineage: Eukaryota; Viridiplantae; Streptophyta; Magnoliopsida; Proteales; Proteaceae.